AUGUUUUAUAUAAAGUCUCUUCUCAAAGGAAAUACAUGUAAUAUACGAAUAAAAUUUUUAACCACAUCAUUCUUACGAGGUAUUUUUACUGGCUCUACUACAGGUUUUAAACUUCCUCUUCCGCCAGAGUUUUCACAAAUUGAAGACGCCAUAGAAGUCUUUAAGCCGUCCGAACAACCCGCUUCACUUUCGUAUUUUACUGCGAAGCCUCACUACAACGAUCUUCUUAUACAUCUUGACGAACUUUUUGAAAAAUAUCGCAAUUCUCCAAAAUUAGAACGAGAUAAAAAUUCACCGACCCUAUGGAUGCUUAAGGAUCACCUCGGUUCAGAACUAGGCUUAAAAUUAAAGUCUAACCACUAUCGUAACAUAACGCGAAAAUUAAAUCGGUUAGACCUUGUUGUACCUGAAAGUGCGCCAAAAUUGCAUAGUUUUUUAGAAUUAUUUAGACGGAUUGAUCUGGAAAAAAAAAAGAAAGAGUUAGAAGCAAAUAAAACACCUAAUCGAUAUGGAGUUACAUAUGCUGUUGGUAGAAGGAAAGAGGCUGCUGCACAAGUAUGGUUAGUCGAAGGCGAUGGCAAAGUGUUUGUUAAUAGUGUUCCAGUAGCGGAUUAUUUCUCUUUAUUAAAAGAUCGUGAAACAGUCUUAUAUCCAUUGUAUUUGACUGAUUCGCUUAAUAAAUAUAAUGUAUGGGUAAAAGUCAAAGGUGGUGGUACAUCUGGUCAAGCCGGAGCUAUUGCUCAUGGGAUCACCAGAAAUUUGAUAAUACACGAUCCAUCCCUGAAGCCGGAUUUACGAAAAGGUGCAAUCUCAAUAUGA
Molecule: messenger RNA, 819 nt
Organism: Cetraspora pellucida
Lineage: Eukaryota; Fungi; Glomeromycota; Glomeromycetes; Diversisporales; Gigasporaceae
Source: the annotation of a GenBank genome assembly